Molecule: messenger RNA, 1464 nt
Organism: Microbotryum saponariae
Lineage: Eukaryota; Fungi; Basidiomycota; Microbotryomycetes; Microbotryales; Microbotryaceae
Source: the annotation of a GenBank genome assembly
AUGUGCGUGAAAGCUGCUUAAAAGGUGAGGUCUGUUGCGAAGGUAGCCCAGUCAGCCGUUGCUCCGAAGAGCGUCGGCGACAAUCGGCGACAAUCUGCGAAAGCUUGCGAUAGAUCGAUAUUCCGCCGGAUAUCAAUUGGCCUCGCUCGGUCUUGCAUAUCUCUGUCCGAGGACUCAAAAAUUAAAAAUCAAAAAAUUAAACGAUCUAACUCGUUUGUCAUUUUCCAAGUAAGGCUAGGUGAGCCCGGCUCAAAGUGGAGGAUCUCGCCCAGGGCUCCGAUAUCCGAUCCUGCAGGUGGCCUCUCCGACUCGGUCACGCCGUCCCGCGCCCUGCUAUCAGCUAGCUUUCGGCAUCACCCUAGCGUCGUCCACAGAACGAAUUCGAGCUGGAUGGGAUGGUCAGCGACCCUAGCUGCGGUGGCUAUGGCCGUCGGUCCGCCGUUGGCCUACAGUGAUCAAUUCGCGUCCAUCAUUCGCAAACGAUCCUCGGCCGGGUUCAGCACGGAUGUGCCGGGGGUCUUGCUCUUUGCCAACAUCACACGGUGCUUCUAUUGGCUGGGAGCUCGGUUCCAACUGGCGCUCCUGGUCCAGGUACGAUCUCGCAUCUCUUCUCACGCCAAUCGCUCAUAGCACUGAUAACGUGUCCCUACUCCCACGCGCCCUCGUUCGUCACUCCCCGCACCGUCGCCCCACCCCCGGUUCGCUUGCCCAUGUAUCCCAUCACCCCCACUUGACACUCGCUAUAGUCGCUGUUGAUGAUCGCCGCGCAACUGGCGUUGCUAUACGUCUGUCUCCUCUUUCGCGAAAAGCGCGAUGUAAUCGACCCGAGGUCGCUGCAAGAGACGGAAGGGCUUCAUCAGCCCGUGAGCGAAGAACCCAUCUCGACGUCUCGUGUUGAUCAUCGACCCUUCAAGCUGUGGCAAUGGGUCUCGUUCGGCAGCUAUCUCGAAUGCAUCGCCGGGAUCAUUGCGGUACACUGCCUCCUUUUCUUAACCCUACACUGGAUCCCCUUUUACGUCGACCUGCUCGGCUUCGUCGCUCUCGGGUCUGAAGCGACCUUGCCCAUCCCGCAAGUGCUCGUCAAUUAUGAGCGCAGGUCGACGGCCGGAUUCCGCUACACGGUCUUGGUCGGUUGGGCCGGUGGCGAUCUUAUCAAGACGAUCUACUUUUUCGCAACUGAGAACAAUGGCCCGGCCUUCAAGGUUCGUGGGCCGCGCUUCGAAGUUGCCCCUGGGGUCGGGUCCGACACCACGAGGCUCCCAUCUGAACCUCUCUUCUAUCCCACCCGUGGCACAGAUAUGCGCCCUGUUUCAGCUUUCGGUCGACAUGCUGCUCUGCAUUCAAACUUGGAUGUAUAGGGCCAAAACCAAGCGGGAUCUGCAGUCGAAUUCGCUCCUCCGCGAAGAGCCUGGCCUCGCGGGAACUCGGGGAUUAUAUGAUGUCGCCAGUCCAGAGGAUUCAUGA